AUGCUCCCAAACAACGACACCAACCUCAUCCCUCUGUACACGUACGCCCUUGCAAUUUUUUCUAAGGAGCAGCGCCUCAGAAGCGAGGUGGAAAAGCGUUUCCUCGAGACUGAGGAAAAUGUGGUGGGAUUCCUCGUGACCAAUACGGGAGGUGAUGUGCAGCGUUCUUGUGCGCUUAAAAGCGAAAUCGCUCGCUUGAAGGCUCUUCGCGAUGUCAGAACCGUGCAGCAGGCUGACGAGGCAGCAUCUUCUAGUUUUGCUGGAGAAAACGCGACCAUGAAAGCCGAGAUUGCGGCAAUGGAGAAGCAGCUCACUGAGCAGUGGAGGACUCGCCGUGCCGCGAUUGCCGAGAAGUACGGAGAGGAUGUAAAGUCCUUGGAUGCACCAAAGUUGCCUUUUCUUCGAAAGAACGCUGGAAAGGUCACUGCAUACAAUAUGUUUCAAAAAAAGUUGUAUCUCGAACAAGGUCAUCGCAAACGGUAUAAGCAUGAUCGCAGCCAAAUAGGCAGCAUCAUGAGCGAAAAGGCCUCGAUGUGGAACAGUCUUAGCUGGGAAGAUAAAGCUUUCUACCAGGAAAUGGCUGACGAGCAUAACAAGCAGCAACCCGCUUCUGAGCUGCAAAAGAAAAGAAGCGCUUUUGUUAAACUGUCAGGUUACCUUACCCGUAACUUGACAAUGUUGAGAGAAGAAUGUGGUGUGGAAGGAAUCUGUUUUGUCGCACCAUGCAACAUUAACAACGCUAUUCAACCCGAUCAGGAUGGAUAUGGCUCUGAUGGCGGGAUGCACUUCUGGAGCUUGAUGCAAGCAGAAGCAAUUGAUUUGAAUGGGAAAAAUUUCAGUCACCAUUUCAAAGAUCAAAUGCUUCAAUACAACAAACAGCUUGCUGCGUCCAAGAAUGAUACUUCCACCCAACAACCCUCCUCUUCUUCCUCUUCCUCCGCAUCCGCAUCCGCAUCCGAUAGCACUGCUGCUCCUAAAUACCGACAAGCAAUAUUUGAGAAUUACCAAGUUGCUCUCCCAGAAGGAAGAAAAAUGGCAUGGCAAGACAAAGCAAUGUAUCGCGAUAUUGUCAUGUCAGGCUGGCCUGAAGGAACCGAACGCGUCAACCCCAGCCGUUUACUGCAGCAUGAACGAGAUGAAAUCGAGCGUCGGCUGAAUUCGGGUGAGCUCAAGUUUGUGAAGGCGCCACAACAGCAGCGACAACAUGAUUAA
This is a messenger RNA of Zychaea mexicana, 1212 nucleotides long. RefSeq lists its product as uncharacterized. Bases 1 to 1212 code for a protein of 403 amino acids. The record is from RefSeq and is a predicted model, not a curated record. NCBI's taxonomy places the organism in Eukaryota, Fungi, Mucoromycota, Mucoromycetes, Mucorales, Lichtheimiaceae. The transcript has 6 exons.